This is a messenger RNA of Necator americanus (New World hookworm), 309 nucleotides long. RefSeq lists its product as uncharacterized. Lineage: Eukaryota; Metazoa; Nematoda; Chromadorea; Rhabditida; Ancylostomatidae. The transcript has a single exon. The coding region runs from base 1 to 309 and encodes 102 amino acids. The record is from RefSeq and is a predicted model, not a curated record.
AUGGAAGUGAAGGUUGAUGGUCGGCAGCUACACUAUUUGCGCUUUGCUAAUGACAUCGUAGUGAUAACACCUUGCAUUAGCCAAGCCGAACGAAUUCUGACCGAAUUUGAUGAAACAUGUGGAUGCAUCUGUCUUCAGCUGAAUCUGCAAAAGACGAUGUUCAUGCGCAACGGAUGGGUCUCGGAUGCCCCAUUCACGCUCAACGGAACGAACAUAUCCGAAUGCUCCAGCUACGUUUAUCUGGGUCGGCAAUUGAACAUGAAGAACGACCUUACCUCCGAGCUGUGCAGCAGUAAGCGAGCCACUUGA